AUGGCGGAUUGCGCCUCCAUCGCCACUGAGCGGAGCUUGCCAUACGCCUUCCUCGUCAUGGACCUCAUCAUCUCCGCCGACAUCUCCAUCGCCGGCCCGGAUACGAAGAUGACAAAGAUUUGGAUAAUUCAAGACAGCACCUUCCGGAAGAAGUCUGGAGACCGGGACGACGCAGGCCCGAGUCGUGCACCAGCCCCCGCUCCCGCCAAGGCCUCUUUGCAAUCCAUAGCCGAUACUCUGAAUCGGCUAACCCUCACAGUAGACGGCAUGGGGCAGUCAAUCGAGCGGAUGGAUUGGACGCUGCAACGCCAACACCACGACAUGAUGGCGUUCUUCCGCGGCGUCAACUACGUCCCGCCAGCCUUUGACAGCACCUUCCUCGGCCAAAACUAUGAAGGGGAGGACGAGGAGGAUAACUCCUAUGCUCCAUCCUCCUCCCCCGACGAGGCCGACUUUGAAGAUGCGGUCGACGACGAUCCCAUGGAUGUCGAGGACGACGAGGAUGACGACGAGGACGCCGAUGCUUAGACUUUUUUUUCUCUUCUUACUAUGAUUGUAUUUUUUUAUUUUUUCCAUUCCGUUGUAUUCCGCAUUUCCCUUUUUCAUGAAUAAAAGUUUACUUUCACAAUUCUAAAGUUUACUUGUUUUUGUUAAUGUCAAAAGGGGGAAGAUAUUAAGGUUAUGCAUAAAUUAAGGGGGAAUUU
Cuscuta campestris is the source of this 704-nucleotide messenger RNA. The record is from the annotation of a GenBank genome assembly. NCBI's taxonomy places the organism in Eukaryota, Viridiplantae, Streptophyta, Magnoliopsida, Solanales, Convolvulaceae.